AUGCAAGGAUCUCUAAGUGUAGAUUCCGCAUCAGCUGGUCACACUUUAGACAGCCCAAGCAUCGACAGCUUGCAACCGAGUCCUAAGCUCUGCGGGAUCCUUGAUGUCUUUCGGGAUUGGCUGUCAAGCCGCUCUGACGCUACAAUGUCUCGAGAAAGCCACGAAAUGGACGCAGAAGUGGACCCGGUAGUAGAUGGUGCCAUUAUACUCCAGAUAGCAAAUGAGGUUUUGGACGACUUGAUCGAAAAUCCUCAAAAAUUACAGGCUUUGAAAGCACGGGAUAACUCAUUCGCUACCGUUGGACACGACCGACAUGAAUUUAUACGGGUACAAAAUCACAAGGCUUUCGAUCUCAUACCAGCCAUUUUUGAGUUGAGAGCAUCCUCUCUUCACCACUCAGCAGAUGUGCAAAAAACAAGUCAAGCAAUGCUGGUAGACCCAGCUCUUCCGAGAAUCCCGGAGGAGUUCUUUGAGAUAAUCAAGAGAAUCGACAAGCUUUGUGCAAUCAUUUUCCCUAAAGGAGGUCAAGAGCCUGCUUAUGGGUCUGAAGAAGCUCAUGAAGAUCUUGUUGGGCCAAGAAUUGAAGACUUCCGAAUCCAAUUCCGUUGUGCUUUUCAUGCCCGCUUCUCCAAGGAGAACCAGUUCUGGAAUGUGAAGGAAACAACACCCGAAUUGAUGGAUUUGUCUGCUCAGCUCCCUUUGAUCCAGGAGCGACUUGCACACAUUUCGCAGUUGAGUUUGUGUAACUAA
Molecule: messenger RNA, 750 nt
Organism: Puccinia graminis f. sp. tritici CRL 75-36-700-3
Lineage: Eukaryota; Fungi; Basidiomycota; Pucciniomycetes; Pucciniales; Pucciniaceae
Exons: 2
Coding region: 1-750 (249 amino acids)
Source: RefSeq, a predicted model, not a curated record